Messenger RNA from Arabis nemorensis, 369 nucleotides. Lineage: Eukaryota; Viridiplantae; Streptophyta; Magnoliopsida; Brassicales; Brassicaceae. The record is from the annotation of a GenBank genome assembly.
AUGAGAGAUCAAGAGGCAUAUGUUGCCUGGAAAAGAAAGAAAAGAAUAGCUCGCAUCACGUUGCUGAGUUGCAUGCAAGAUGAUUUCAUGUGUGGGUUUGAGGAGUACGAAACUGCAAAAGGCAUGUGGGAGGCCUUGAAAGAGAAGUUUGGUACCACAUCGGCUACCAAACUUAGGAGACUUAAUCAAAGGUUUAAUGACUACAAGAAGCGCCCAAACCAAUCCAUGAGGCAGCAUCUUAGAGUCAUGUCAAACAUGAUUAGAGAACUCAAGAAUGAUGGGCAGACUAUGUCUGAUGAACAGCAAGUGCAAGCUGUUCUACGGUUUAACGCUUCCGCAUAUAAGAUUAACUUGGUGUCGAUCGAAUGA